Molecule: messenger RNA, 2719 nt
Organism: Amoebophrya sp. A120
Lineage: Eukaryota; Dinophyceae; Syndiniales; Amoebophryaceae
Source: the annotation of a GenBank genome assembly
AUGACGGACCUUCAGGAUGAGGAUGCGCGUCUUGCUGCGGUCUUGGGGCAAUCCCUGGAGAGCGUCAUUGACGCUCCGCCGCCCAGCGCAGCCUCGGCCACGAUAUUACGAUACUCUGGCGGUACGGGGCACAAGGGGAAGGUAUGAACAAUUGAUGCUUCAUUUCUUGCAUAAAGUAACAGUUCCAUGUAGAUCAUGAGAAAAAUUUCCCAUCGCACUACAUUUCAGCAAAAAAUCUCGUUGGUUCCUUCAUGAUGUAGCUGAAUACGAAUAUCCCCGACCAGACGACCAAAAAUGAGAAAGUGACAAAAUACAUCAGGGCAAGGGCAAAAAGGGAAAGUUCCACGGCGAGGGGUUUUUCCAGCGACAGGAGGUGGGGCAGAACUACAUCUGCCAGAACUGCGGGAAGAAGGGGGACCACUGGCUGCAGGAUUGCCCCCUGAAGUACGAAGAUGAGCAGGAGAAGGUGGGCGCCACCUACGACGCCUGGUCGAAUGAGAACGAGCGGAAGAAAACGAAGAUUCGGUGGGCGCGGGGCAUCCCCAUGAACUACCUGCAGGAGUGUCCGACGUUUGAGGCCGCCUGCGAGCGGAGCAUCGACGGGACCUGCUACCUGCGUCGGGAAAAACCGGGGAAGUAUUUUGCCUACGUUCACGAUGCGUCGUCCAACGUGUUUCUCGGGAAACACAUGCAGAAACUCCAGACACCCGUCCACGAAAAAGCGUUUUUCGCCUACGGGGAGGCUUUCGAGAAAGCCCUGGACUUUGUCCGGUGCCAGGUCUGCACGAACUUGCUGAUGCUGCCGGAAAUCGCCCCGUGCUGCGGGCGCACGUUCUGUCGCGACUGCAUCCUCGAGCGCCCAACCUGCCCAGCGUGCAAGAAGCCGAACAUGCCGCACUUGUUGCAACCGCACGACCUGCUACGGAAAAUUGCCGACAAGAUAAGAGGAGGUACAGUUGCGUUUUUGCGUGAAUGUGAUUCUAUAAAUCGAUACACCAAUUUGUAAUCGUGUCACAAUCUGAUAGAAGUUCCCCACGCCAUAAUUUUUCUACAAUCUCAUCAUUCAUUCCCUACCUUGACGAACACAGCGAAAAUGUCGGACCUGCGUCGGCGCGAGGACGAGGAGCAGCGACGGCGCGCGGAGUGGCGCGUCAAACAGGUCGCACUGGAGGAGUGCUACGCGGAGGAGGAACGCGAGCGGCGCGCAAAAGAGCAGCGCACCGCCCUGCACACGCUGCAUCGCCGCAUGCUGACGGAGAAGCUGGACCGAUUGGAGCGGAAAAUGGCGCGUCGGCGAGCGAAGAUUUUAGAGGACAUGGAAGAGGAAGAGAAAAAGGCGGAGGAAGAGAGUAAAGAAGCGAAUAGCAACAUUGGAGCGCCAGCACCGGGAGGCGCAGCUACGUCAGCGUCCACGACCGCAGGAGGAGCGUCAAGCUCUUCAUCGGCGCAGCCCAACGAAGGUGCUGCUGCGACGGAAGGACAGCCGGCCGCUAGCUCGAGCUCCGCUAGCAGUAGCUCUACUGCGGCCGUCAAGAAGCGAAACUCCGCACCGGUGCCUUUGGACUUGGAUGCGGAGGAGCGAAGGCUGCUGUUUGAUCUUAAAACGCAGUCGGGACCCCCCGAGAUCCGCAACGCCGCCGAGUUUGAGCUGUUCAAAUUGUGUCUGAAGGAGCGGGCGCUGCGGGCGGAGCUGGAGGCGCACGACGCAAAGGACCCCGAAGCAAUGGACAGCGCCGUAGGGGGAACGCUGGUCACGGACGACGGGGAAGUUCUUUCCCCCGUAGAACGGGACCACUCCGGGCGACACAAGCGCCUGAUGCUGCCACCCGCAGGUGGACCGCUGUGUUUGCCUGUGGGAAAUACCACCAAUAAUUCCGCUGGUCCGGUUGUUGCGAAACAACAGACUUUGCAACCAGGUACAGGCGUGGUGAGAGUAAUAUCGCCACGAGCUGCAGACUGGGGCAGCAGUGCUGCAGCUUCUGUUGUGCCGCAUAAAGCCACUCCAAGUUGUGCACCACCUGCAACGCUCUUGCCUUUGCAACCGCAAGCUGGGAACGCGAGUGCAAGUUCGUCGUCUUCCGCCCCGCCUGUUGCGCAGCCAGCAAAUGCAACGCAACAAGCAGCGAAAGAGGCGUUGCUCCCCCUGGUAGGACAGGUCGACACCACCAGCAAAGAUACCAUCGCCUCUACGGAAGGUAGCCAGGACAACACAAAGUCUACUGCGGGGGCUCCGAUCAUCAGUCUGAAGAGACCGCCCCCUUCACAGCCAGAGCAGGAAGGCUCAGGUGCGGCUUCAAGCAGCAGUGGACCGGUUGUGAUGGUACCGGCGGCGCAAGAACCAGCACUGGGUGGAGCGACCGCUGUUGCCACGACCGCGGGCGCUGCGUCGUCAAGCACCUCGAACGUUCCGGCAAGCACAGCGACUGCCAGCCAGAAGUCUCCGGAGAAGAAAACGAAAAAGAGGAAGAAGCUGACCCCCGAGGAGUUUUUCGCGUGGCAGGAAUCCAUUCGGAAGGCAGCUGAGGAGGGUCGACCGGCGCCACCAACUGUGAGUCCGGGAGAAGACGAUUAGAAGUGUCGGCAUGUCUUGGUACACACUGAGAAACCAAAAACUUCGACAUCCGCAAGCGAGCGACUGUAGCACACCAUCAAUUCAGUAUCCGUUUUCAUGGCCAAAAAAAAAUGUAGUACAUGGAGAAAUAAGUUCGUGUUUCGGCAU